Molecule: messenger RNA, 2482 nt
Organism: Schistosoma intercalatum
Lineage: Eukaryota; Metazoa; Platyhelminthes; Trematoda; Strigeidida; Schistosomatidae
Source: the annotation of a GenBank genome assembly
GGCUGAUUGUGUUAACUAAAACAGAUUGCGGGAGUUUGCAUUUAGACGCGGCAUCAAGGUCAUGGGAUUUGGAUUUUAGUGCUUCAACAUAAACGAACAAAUUUUAAUAUUCACCGUAUAACCGGUGCACAAUAAUGUCUCGUUGCAAUCAGUUACAAUAAUGUCAGAUGUUGAUGCAUACCCAAGGUUUUCAGGUCGUGCACUGAGGAAUGAUUUGUCAGAUAAACUACUUAGUCCAUCUAAACAGGUUAGGUUCCGCUCGAAUGUAAUCACAAAUUCCUCUGAUCAUCUAGCUGACAAAGUGUCCUGGGAUUUUACUGAAUCUGGUCUCGAUGAAUUAACCAAUGUAACAUCAUCUUUUGGUAAUUCGGACUCCAUUUCCAUAUUGCAAAAUCGUUACCCACCAGAUAAUGCGCCAACACAAAGCCAUUUUGAUUCUAAACAAACAUUUUAUGAUGUAUCUGAGGCGAUGGAAAAUAAUGUCAAUAAAAUGUGUGAUCUUUCUGUGAAUACUGAAUGUCACCUUAAAGGCAGCUGUCAAAGUGUUUCAUUCCUCAAAACUACAGAUCACCUCCCUCAGCAGCCGUUAUCAUCCUGUGGUCCUGUAUAUAGUCCCAAAAACUGUCCUUCAGAUGCGAAAAGUUCAAGUGACCAAGAUCCCAGAGAACUACCCAGCUAUCCUUUUACGCAUUCCGAAAGUCUGUCUUUGUCAAGUUUGACAGAUUUAAGUUGUCUGGAUCCAGAUACAACUUCUUUUUGCGAUCCAGGCGAGGCGACUCUAAAUUUUUCACAACCAGUCUUCAAUACAACGAAAGCCUUAGAACGGGAGAUUAAAUCCCUGUCUAAGAAAGUCAACAGUGCUUCCAAAGAGCAUCCCGCUGACGAAAUACGCUUAGAAGCGGAACGUAUUGUAAAUGAAGCUUGUAAUACUCUUCCCGCUGGAGAUAACUCUACCAAUCCUUUAAUUCUCAAUCCAAGAAUCACUGUUAAUAUACCUGAAAAUGUAUCUAUGUAUGAAAAUCUUAUAGAUUUGACAGUGGAUGAGUCGGAAAUAGUACGUUUGGAGCGUCAACGAAUUGCAGCCCAGCGUAAACGGUUGAUCGAAGCGAAUAGGAAACAAAAUAUCAAAGUUGAUUACGGUAAAACUCAGAGAAUUGUGUUUAACUUCUGUUAGAGGGACACAGACUGGAUUAAAGCAUGCUCAAUGCACGAUUGCUUUGGUGCACGCUGAUUGGCUAAUUCCUGUCCAAUCAGCGUUAGUCAAUACUUAGUGAACACUAGAAAUCUCAUGUGAAAAACUAUAAAUACAAUAACGUUUCCCCUAUUGUGCUUACUUACUUCCAUCUAACCUUGUUAUUUGGAAUAUAAUCUCUUUUCCUGUUCAACCGUGUUCUGAUUUGGGGACUUGUUGAGCGAAUCGGUGUCCGAGAAUACUAAGCAAUAGGAAUAGGAUGAACCUGAACCAGAUUUGUUGGAAUUUUUCGAUCCAAACCGUCAUGUCUAUCAGUCAGUCAAUUUACAAUCGAAAGGUAUACGAAGUUUGCUGCCUACCUUGCAUUGUGCUUCUGAUGAUUUGGUCGAUGUGUUCCAACAUAAAAUUGCAUAUGAUUACUCUUCUUGGCUAUGCGAUACUUGAAAUGGCUAAUUGUUUGUGAUUAUCGGUCUCUUUUUGUUUAAGGAGGAAGGGUGGUUAAUAAUUGGCAUCAUACCCCUGAUUGUACAGUAUUUCUUUAAAUUUUUUACACGUAUUGAAAUAAAAUAAAGUACGGGAAUGAAAUAAUUGUGAGAAUCCAUAGAAAUACGUGAUAAAAUGAUGUUUCAAUGUAAUGUUUUUCAGUGUUAUGAGUUGUUUUGGUUUUGUGUACAUCUUAACGUCUAUGCCUAAUCAUGAACUAUAUCAGUUAGAACUAUAUAUGAAACCUAGGACAGUCUAUUAAAAUCAUAAAAUCAAUACGCUUUCCGUACGUUCUCGCAUUUACUAUUGUAAAUCAGUCAUUCGCAUUCGCUGUUCUGUGAUGUGCUCAAACGCAUCAGGAUCCAAGACAAUUCGAUAAUAUGUUAAUUUUUACGUUAUGGGAUACUGGGUUCGUGCAUAGGAAGUACACAUCCACUCCUACAGUCAUAAGUUUUAACAAACAGUCCAGAGGAAUAACUAAGCAAACUUAUCUUCCCAAAAUUAUAGCAUAUGGAAUUUAGAACCAUUAACAGAGUAAGUUUCUAAAUGCCGCGUUAACUAAUGUGCAGUAUUAAAUCAAACAAUCAUAUACUAGUGAAUUGUAAAUUAAUAUCUCUCAGGACAAAAAUGACGUCACUUCAAUGUGCAAACAAGUGUGUUUAUUACCUGUGUUUGGUAACGUGUACUAUGUCUUAUUUGUUAUUCCGAAGUUUCGGUUAUGUUGGUUAUUACCAUUUCUAGUUUGCCAAUUUUCCUUCGUGUCCACAGAUCAUGUCUCAUUUCUAUGGAUACUGAAUUCCUCUUCUU